This is a messenger RNA of Cheilinus undulatus (humphead wrasse), 2193 nucleotides long. It is a transcript of the gene dnajb12b, whose product is annotated as DnaJ heat shock protein family (Hsp40) member B12b. Bases 157 to 1263 code for a protein of 368 amino acids. Gene Ontology annotation, cellular component: endoplasmic reticulum membrane. NCBI's taxonomy places the organism in Eukaryota, Metazoa, Chordata, Actinopteri, Labriformes, Labridae. The record is from RefSeq and is a predicted model, not a curated record. Gene Ontology annotation, biological process: cellular response to misfolded protein. Gene Ontology annotation, molecular function: Hsp70 protein binding. The transcript has 9 exons.
CCUAACAUCAGGUCUCCAGACACUUGCAACAAAAAUACGAGGAGAUACCGUCAAAUUUGUCGCUAAGUGAUACUCAUUGCAUUUGCAGCAUCCGCAUGACGUCAUCACUAAGCGACUUUAUUUACUUCUGGUCCAGUUCGCCGCUGUCCCGCUGCAAUGGAAGUAAACAGGGGUGAAGCGGAGCGCUGCAUUGACAUUGCAACGGCAGCGUUAACCAGCGGUUAUCCGGAAAAGGCGCAGAGGUUCCUGGAGAAGGCGCAGAGACUCUUCCCGACAGAGAAGGCGCAGGCACUUCUGGAGCUAAUAGCAAAGAAUGGAUUCACACCUCGACAAGGCGGUUACUCAGACUUCAACGGGGUCCCAGGGCCUAGACAGCGACAGCCAGCCAGUGAGAACACCAGACCUGAAGAGAAGCCUUCGGAAACGUCAAAACCUUACACAGCAGAUCAGCUAGAGGCAGUACGAGGGAUUAAACAAUGCAAAGACUUCUAUGAAAUUCUGGGGGUCCAGGCAGACGCCUCUGAGGAUGAACUCAAAAGAUCGUACAGAAAACUCGCUCUGAAAUUCCACCCGGACAAAAAUCAUGCUCCAGGGGCUACAGAGGCUUUUAAAGCAAUUGGGAAUGCAUAUGCUGUUCUGAGCAAUGCCAACAAAAGACGACAAUACGACCAGUGCAGAGAGGAGCGGAGAAAUCCUUCUGGAUACAGCCCUGAGAAUGAGAACUUUGAGCCAGAUAUUUCCCCUGAAGACCUCUUUAAUAUGUUUUUUGGAGGAGGAUAUCCGACAAGUAAUGCUAAUGUGUAUCCCAACGGGCGGAUGCGCUACCCGAGGCGGGAGAGAAGAGAGAGGCAGCGAGAUGGAGGCCUUGCUCUCUUUGUGCAGAUCAUGCCCAUCCUCAUCCUGGUUAUUGUGUCGGCUCUCAGUCAGAUCAUGGUCAACAGCCCCCCCUACAGCCUCAGCUUCAGACCGUCAGCAGGUUACACCCAGAAGAGGCUGACAGAGAACCUGAAGGUGCCAUAUUAUGUCGGGGAGCAGCUCUCCAAAGAGUUGACUGGAGGGAAUUUGAAGAAUCUGGAGCGGACAGUGGAGGAUGAUUAUAUUUCCAACUUACGCAACAACUGCUGGAAGGAGAAACAACAAAAAGAGGGCAUGCUUUACAGAGCUCGCUAUUUUGGAGACACAGAUCUGUAUCAAAGAGCUCAGAGGGCUCGCACACCGAGCUGCGCCAAGCUGUCUGAGAUCACAGCUUCGUUACACGGAUGAGGCUGCUUUCGUAAAAAAUAUGUCCAGGAUUAACACUAAAGAUAGUUGGCUGUAAAUACAUGAGCUUUAAUAUCUGAAAAAUGAAGACGAAUCAACAAGCAACGUGAACAAACCAGCACCAGUCUGCUUCAAAUCUAUCACAGGAACUGGGUGAAACCAUUUCUGUGGAACUUAAGUCUGUGAAAUUAAAAUAUAAACUUAUUUUAGCAUUUUAAAAAGAAAAAUAGCUUGUCCUCCUGACAAAAACUGGGUACGGAUGAUCUCCGAGCCCCGGUUAAACCUGAGAGCCAUGAUGAAGAAGGCUGAGGCCUCUUCAUAGUUUUUGUGUGAAUGCGGCAAGAAACCAGAGCAUAGAUGUAGUCGUACGGAUGUUAUUGAUGUAGCAGCUGAUUAGUUACCACAGCCAAUGCUUCCUCUUUCUUUCCACGCAGUCAUAUCAGCAGGGGACGCAGUUUGAGGGAGAUUUGCUGUUUUUGCUUUAAAUGCACAUUCUGAAACUAUGCAGGAAUAAUGUGAAACCUCUUACGAAUAUACACUCAUGUCUAGGUUUUAUCACACUUGAACACCUUAUUUGUCUUCUGCUGCUGUGCGAGAGAAAAACGUAGGAAAUGUCCCUUUACACUUUGCCUCUUUAAACUGUAUUAAGUAUAGAAUUGCAUAGUGUAUAUUUAUGGCAUUUCCUUAUAAAAAGCCACACGAUUAAUAGGUAUAGUAGCCCACUGAGUGUGGAGUUUUGCAGCUAAAUGUUUCUGAUGAAUGACUGUUGCAAAAAGCAUUUUUGCCACACUUUAUGUCUAUAGAUUGCUAUUUAUUUUAAGUGUUAUUUAUGAAAGAAAUGUAUCAACAGACUAAGAAAAUAAUACAACCCUUGCUCACUUUUUUCCACCCUGUUUUUACUCCCCUGAUGAAAAUAAAAUAUGAAUGCUCAAA